Messenger RNA from Archocentrus centrarchus (flier cichlid), 2950 nucleotides. RefSeq names its product malic enzyme 3, NADP(+)-dependent, mitochondrial (gene me3). Lineage: Eukaryota; Metazoa; Chordata; Actinopteri; Cichliformes; Cichlidae. Gene Ontology annotation, biological process: pyruvate metabolic process; malate metabolic process. The record is from RefSeq and is a predicted model, not a curated record. The transcript is spliced from 15 exons. The coding region runs from base 207 to 2066 and encodes 619 amino acids. Gene Ontology annotation, molecular function: malate dehydrogenase (decarboxylating) (NADP+) activity; NAD binding. Gene Ontology annotation, cellular component: mitochondrion.
AGGCUCGGAGAGGCUGACUUAGGACGGAAGUGUGCCUAGAUCAGCUGUUAGCUGUCGAUCCUCCCUCCCCUCCCCUCCCCACCCUCCCCAACGUCCACUGAAAACAACCAUCAAUACGAGCACCCGGCCAGAGAAGACACAGGGUCCUCCUGUGAAGAUAGAAGUAAGGUGGACAGCAGCUUCUCGUAGAUUGCAGUGCAGGCAGCAUGAACUCCUUCCCAGGAAAAGCGGCGCUGUCCUUGUGCAGGCGCACGGCUGCCGGCGGGGUGAUGAGGGUCCUGGCAGGUGCCCCGGGUUUCGCUGCAGGGGUGCUGCCGGCCGACAGGGCCUCUAUCCAGGCGGUACGGGUCUGCCACUCCGGGACGAGCAGGAAGGUCAGCGUGAAUACCAAGAAGAGGGGCUACGACAUCACCAGAAACCCCCACCUCAACAAGGGAAUGGCAUUCACUCUGGAGGAGCGGUUACAACUGGGUAUCCACGGCCUGCUGCCCCCUUGCUUCCUAUCCCAGGAUGUGCAAGUCCUGCGCGUCAUGAAGAGCUAUGAAACGCGCACUACUCCUCUGGACAAGUACAUCCUGUUGAUGACACUACAGGACAGGAACGAGAAGCUGUUCUACCGUUUGCUGACCUCUGACAUCGAGGAGUUCAUGCCAAUCGUCUACACUCCGACCGUCGGCCUGGCUUGCCAGCAAUAUGGACUCGCCUUCAGGAGACCAAGAGGUCUCUUCAUCACCAUUCAUGACCGAGGCCACAUCGCCACCAUGCUCAACUCCUGGCCAGAAGAAGACAUAAAGGCCAUCGUGGUGACUGAUGGGGAGCGUAUCCUUGGCCUGGGGGACCUGGGCAGCUAUGGGAUGGGAAUUCCUGUGGGGAAGCUGGCGCUCUACACAGCCUGUGGUGGGGUUCGCCCGCAGCAGUGUCUGCCUGUGCUGCUGGAUGUCGGCACUGACAACCAGGCACUGCUCAGUGACCCUCUGUACAUCGGGCUGAAGCACAAGAGAAUCAGAGGAAAGGAGUAUGAUGAGCUGAUUGAUGAGUUCAUGCAGGCGGUGACAGAUAAGUACGGGAUGAACUGCCUCAUACAGUUUGAGGAUUUUGCCAACAGCAACGCUUUUCGCAUCCUCAACAAGUACAGGAAUCGAUACUGCACCUUCAACGAUGACAUCCAAGGCACGGCCUCUGUAGCUGUUGCAGGGAUCUUGGCGGCUUUGAAGGUCACCAAGAACAAAUUGUCAGACCACACUUUUGUUUUCCAAGGGGCCGGUGAGGCUGCUCUGGGUAUUGCUCAACUGCUUAUAAUGGCCAUGGCCAAGGAGGGAUUGACUAAAGAAGAAGCUGCCAAGAAGAUCUGGAUGGUGGACUCGAAGGGCCUCAUUGUGAAGGGAAGAAGCCACCUAAACCACGAGAAGGAGGAGUUUGCUCAUGAGCACCCACACCUGAAGACACUGGAGGAGGUGGUGAACACCAUCAAACCAACCGCCAUAAUAGGCGUCGCUGCAAUUGGAGGAGCGUUUACCGAGAAGAUUAUCAAAGACAUGGCAUCUUUCAACGAGAAGCCAAUCAUCUUCGCUCUGAGUAAUCCUACCAGCAAGGCCGAGUGCACAGCAGAGCAGUGCUACAAACUCACAGAGGGCCGGGGCAUCUUUGCUAGUGGAAGUCCCUUUGACAAAGUGACGCUGGCAGACGGACGCACUUUCUACCCCGGGCAGGGAAACAACGCCUACGUCUUCCCUGGAGUUGCUUUGGGUGUUAUAGCCUGCGGAGUCCGCCACAUAUCUGAUGACGUUUUCCUCACCACUGCAGAGGCGAUCGCUGGCAUGGUCACAGAGGAGCACCUGGCAGAAGGAAGACUUUAUCCUCCUCUCAGCACCAUUAGAGAGGUGUCCUUCAAGAUCGCAGUGAAGAUUGUCAACUAUGCAUACAAACACAACAUUGCUUCAGUGUACCCGGAGCCUAAAGACAAGGAGGCGUUUGUGCUGUCUCAGAUCUACAGUCCUGAUUAUGACUCCUUCACUCUGGACACCUACACCUGGCCAGAGGAGGCCAUGAAGGUCCAGGAUGUGUGAUAGGGGAGCAUCUCAUUCUCUAAAUUAAACAUGCUGCCGUGGUGACACGUAAAAAUUGCCUCUCUUCUGAAAUUUUGCAAACAAUUCUUGCCUUUAAGGUUUUUUGUGUUUCUUUUAUUUUAUCUAUGUGACUAAAUGGCUGCGCCCUCUAAUGAAAUGCAAACCAAACAGUGCAUACGAAGAUUUCCUAUGUUCUCUGAGUGUUGUCAUUUCAAGUCAUUUUAUUUCAUCCUCUUUUAGUGCUCUACUUUUAUUUUGUCGAGGAAAACGUUUUAUAUACGCACAAUAGCAUAUCAGAUCUCAUUCUUACAGCAUAAACUACACUCCCACUACAGUCUGAUUUCACAGGAACAGGGGACUCAUUUUGAAGUUUAAUCUGUCUGUGCCUCUCAGGAUAUCGUGUGUCAUAUUCCAAGUUAAAGCUUCUGGCUGUUAUAGUAGACACAUCUGGCUCGUCCCAGAUUUUGCACUCCUUCCCUGGGUGUACAUAUGUUAGCCUGCACGCAGGACCUAAAACACUCCAUGACUAACCUGUAUUACUGUCUCUCUGUUCCCCUGUAAAAUGAGUGAUUUCUGAUAGUCGACACCACUGUUUGUUCUUUUUUUCUUUUUUAUGUGUUCAGAGGAAACCGUAGAAAUUAGGAGUUGUGCUUGUUCUUAUUCACAGUGGUGUUUUCCUUUUUUUCCUCUCUCCCUAUCUCUAAAGAGCUCAGCCUGAUGUGUUUUUGCCAAAGUUACAGAUGAGUUAUAUCUUAUAUUUUACUCCUAGAGAGCACUGUGCUGUACAAGCUUUAGCACUGAGAGAUAUGCUUGAAGUUUUCAAAGGGAACAUGAAGCUUUUUAAAUAAAAAUUUGAAGGAGAUAUGAGUGCAUCACAGACUUCU